Molecule: messenger RNA, 1122 nt
Organism: Pieris macdunnoughi
Lineage: Eukaryota; Metazoa; Arthropoda; Insecta; Lepidoptera; Pieridae
Source: the annotation of a GenBank genome assembly
AUGUCUAAUGGCUCCCUCACAGAUUCCAUCACCAGUCUCAAUCCUAUAGUUGUGACGAUAGCAUACUUCAUGCGUAACAGCCACCCGCUAAUCAAAGUGACAGUUGACGUUUUCCUCCGCACGUUACACGAGCACAUGUUCCUGUCGGCGCCUGUCGCCGAUUGGCUGUUUAAUGGAAUCGACGAUCCAGUACUGAAAAUUGUAGAACAUUUUCCGGAACUACCAAUUAAUAUUCCGUAUGAUAAAUUCGGAUGGUUUUAUGAGAGAAAUGGUUCCCGGGAGUACGACGGUAUAAUGUUAAUGAACACGGGUGCGGCUGAUUUCAGUAAAUUGGGAAAUAUUGAAAAGUGGAAGUACUCGAACACGACGAUGUAUAGAGACGAAUGUGGCGAAGUCCGGGGCUCAACGGGAGAACUAUGGGCUCCUGAGAUAGGACAACCUGAAGUUACGAUAUUCGCUCCUGAUAUAUGCACAUAUUUGAAUCUCGCGAAGAAUGAGACAGUUUCGGUUUUGGGUAUCGAGGGAAUGAUGUACGUCGCGAAUGACUCGGUCUUUGACAACGGAUACAGGUAUCCGAGAAUGGCAUGCUACUGUGACGAAGUCCGAGAUGAGAACUGCCUUCCACCGGGAGCUCUAAAUGUGUCUUCGUGUCGGUUUGGAGCACCAGCUUUUGUCAGCCGGCCUCACUUCCUCCGUAUGGACUCGUAUUACCCAAGCAAGAUUAGUGGACUUAACCCCACAGAAGACAUGAACUUCCGUCUGGCCCUGGAAAUGUACACUGGUAUGCCGUUGACUGUAUCAGCUCAAUUGCAGAUAAAUCUACUCGUCAGACAUAUAGGAGGAAUCACUAUAAACAAUCAACUGCCAGACGCAGACACUCUUAUGCCAAUGUUCUGGUUCCGCCAAGAAGUCAGGAUGAACGAAGAGUACGCGAGCCUCGCCCGUUUCGCGUUGAACCUGAGAUAUUAUAUGCCCGUUGGCUUUUAUGCACUUACGGGUAUUGGUGUGAUUUUAUUAUCUGUAGGCAUUUGGAUAAUACUUCAAAAGUUACUUAGAUCGCCCGAAUCGACGCCCAUACUUUCCGGAGCGUCACAGGAAGACGUAUCGGUGACGGAGCGGUAG